This is a messenger RNA of Vittaforma corneae ATCC 50505, 486 nucleotides long. RefSeq lists its product as uncharacterized. The transcript has a single exon. Lineage: Eukaryota; Fungi; Microsporidia; Nosematidae. The record is from RefSeq and is a predicted model, not a curated record. Bases 1 to 486 code for a protein of 161 amino acids.
AUGGAAGACAUAGAAAUAAGACUUUUAAAUUUAGAAUCAAGGGUCUGUGAAGUGGAAGACAAUCAAUCAAGAGACAAAUAUGAGGAACUAAGCAUCCAAAUAUGUAUUUUAGAAAAACUAGCCGAGUUUUACAGGCAACCAAACAUUCUUGAGCGUAUUGAAAAAUUAAAAACGAUUUUACAAAAGAAAUCGAACCAUACAAUCUAUAUUAACCAAGAAAGGACAAGCAAACUGGAUCUCAUCAAUGAAAAAAUAGAUAGGAUUUUGAACGCAAAUAUAUUUAUGAAUCAGUGUGUAUUGAGUCAGGGGGAGCUAAUUGAUGUCAUCGAGACUGGAUUCGAAACAGCACAACAGUCUACUUUACAGGUGUAUGACGAGUUAGACAAAUACAGAAGGUACAUCGUUAGAAGAAACAAACUUCUCAGAGUUGUCAUUGCUCUUGUUGUUAUUUUUGUGUUUUUGCUAGUUGUAAAACUACUUUAUUAA